This is a messenger RNA of Apiotrichum porosum, 726 nucleotides long. RefSeq lists its product as uncharacterized. Gene Ontology annotation, molecular function: ATP hydrolysis activity; nicotinamide-nucleotide adenylyltransferase activity. Bases 1 to 726 code for a protein of 241 amino acids. Lineage: Eukaryota; Fungi; Basidiomycota; Tremellomycetes; Trichosporonales; Trichosporonaceae. The record is from RefSeq and is a predicted model, not a curated record. Gene Ontology annotation, cellular component: cytoplasm; nucleus. The transcript is spliced from 3 exons.
AUGGCCGCUGCCGUCGCCCGCGUCUGUGAACCGGGGCACGCCGGCGUGGAACUCCUGCUCGCGCCUCGCGCCCUGGUCCCGGCUCCCUCGACCACCUCGUUCACCCCCUCCGGGGCCCACAUUGCCAUUCUCGACUCGAGCUUCAACCCGCCCACGCUGGCGCACAUUGCCAUGGCCUCGACCCUGUUCCCACCACCCGACCCAGGCGCAUACACUGCCCGCUUGCUGCUGUACUCGGCGCGCAACGCCGACAAGACGCCGAAACACGGCGACGCGGCGCCCGCGCAGCGCGCCGAGAUGAUGCUGCUCGCUGCGCGCAGCGUGGGACCGGCGGGAAGCGGUGGAUCUGGCGCGGGAGUAGGCUCUGGCACAGGGGUGGCGCUCGUGAGCGAGCCGACGUUCGUGGCAAAGUCCACAGCCCUCGUCCAGGCCCUGUCACAACAACAGCAGCAACAACAGAAAGGCACACCACCGCCGGCACUCACCUUCCUCGUCGGCACCGACACGCUGGUGCGUAUCUUUGAUCCCAAGUACUACCCUGCGUCGGGGCUCGGUGCGGCGCUGGACGCGCUGUUCGCGCACGCGUGGCUCGUGUGCUGCGCGCGCGGCACGGCCGACGAGCUGCGCGAGCAGGACGCGCUGCUUGCCCGUCCCGACGUGGCGGUGUGGGUCCGGCAGGGCAAGAUCCGCCUCUUGCCUCCUCUGCAGGGGUACGAGGACAGGUAG